AGAGAAGGCGGUUCACCUCGCGACAAAGCUGGAUACAAGAAGAUCGAGUUGUGCGGCAAACAAGCUACUAGAGAUGGCUUACAGUACUUCUGGAUGGACAGCUGUUGUAUUAAAAAGUCUAGCGAUGCUGAGUUUCCGAGUCACUCAACCCCAUGUUUCAUUGGUACCAACGCGCCAAGGUGUGCUACGUGUACCUAUGCAACGACGGGUUGAGACCUUCGGGGGAAACGUGGGAAGAUGCCUUUCGAAACAGUAGGUGGUUCACUCGGGGUUGGACGCUUCAGGAGCUCCUUGCGCUGGCAUCAGUGCAAAUCUUCUCCUAA
Cladophialophora psammophila CBS 110553 is the source of this 323-nucleotide messenger RNA. RefSeq lists its product as uncharacterized. NCBI's taxonomy places the organism in Eukaryota, Fungi, Ascomycota, Eurotiomycetes, Chaetothyriales, Herpotrichiellaceae. Bases 74 to 256 code for a protein of 60 amino acids. The record is from RefSeq and is a predicted model, not a curated record. The transcript is spliced from 2 exons.